Messenger RNA from Diceros bicornis minor, 1918 nucleotides. RefSeq names its product WAS/WASL interacting protein family member 3 (gene WIPF3). Bases 204 to 1688 code for a protein of 494 amino acids. NCBI's taxonomy places the organism in Eukaryota, Metazoa, Chordata, Mammalia, Perissodactyla, Rhinocerotidae. Gene Ontology annotation, biological process: retrograde transport, endosome to Golgi; exocytosis; endocytic recycling. Gene Ontology annotation, molecular function: alpha-tubulin binding; actin binding; gamma-tubulin binding. The transcript is spliced from 9 exons. Gene Ontology annotation, cellular component: recycling endosome; early endosome; WASH complex. The record is from RefSeq and is a predicted model, not a curated record.
CGCACCGAGCGCAGCACAGAACAGAGGGCGGCACGGCGCCGCUGGGAGCACGGGUGCUGCGGGACGGAGCCCGGAGCCGGGAGGCGGCGGCGGGGACGUCGGCCGGAGCCCCAGUCCUGUCCGCCCCCCAACACGGCCAGCGGCAGAGCAGAAACCAUUCUCUGGGGACCAUUCAUAAGCAAGAGACACCCACACGGUGACAUAUGCCAGUGCCACCUCCACCACCACCACCUCCUCCUCCUCUGCCUCCGCCUCCUCCGCCUCUGGGGGCUCCUCCCCCUCCCCCACCAUCAGCGCCCCCGGUAAGUACAGACACUUCCAGCUUGAGAAAGGCAGAUCCCAAAGGUCGGAGUGCACUGUUGGCUGACAUCCAGCAAGGAACUCGCCUACGAAAAGUCACGCAGAUCAAUGACCGCAGUGCGCCGCAAAUCGAGAGUUCUAAAGGAACCAGCAAAGAAGGAGGAGGUUCUGCAAACUCUCGAGGAGGGAGCACACCCCCAGCCCUGGGAGAUCUGUUUGCUGGUGGCUUUCCUGUGUUGCGACCAGCAGGCCAGAGGGAUGCAGCAGGUGGCAAGACAGGGCAGGGCCCUGGCUCCCGAGCGCCUUCUCCCCGGCUUCCCACUAAAACUAUCAGCGGCCCACUUAAUGCCCCUGCAUCUCCCAGGCUAGGCAACGCCUCCGAGGCGCAUGGCGCGGCCAGGACCGUCCCUCCUCGCCCCAGCAUGCCCGCCCCACCCCCUCCCACCCCGCCCCCACCUCCUCCGCCCUUACCCCCACCCCUGCCCCCCUCUUCCCCCAUCAAAGCGCCGCCGCUGGCGUCCCCACCUGGCCCGCCGAUCAAAGGGAACCACCCGCUGGUUGCACCCCCUCUGCCGUCCACACCUCCCCCUCCGCCUCCGCCACCUCCCCCAACCGCACCCCCGCCUCCCCCGGCCUCCAUUCUCAGUGACAAGGCAGUGAAGCCUCAGCUAGCCCCCCUGCACCUACCGCCCAUCCCACCCCCGCUCCCUCUCCUUCCACCUUGUGGGUAUCCCGGGCUGAAUGCGGAUGCUGUCAGCCCCGCCCAAGAUGUUCGAGAACCUCCCGCCCCUCCGCCCCCAGCGCCCCCGCCACCCCCUCUCCCCCUUUACGCUUCCUGUACCCCGAGGUCCUCUAUGCCUGCGCCCCCUGUGCCAGGCGCUAACAACGGCACUGAAGCCCCGCCUCCGCUGCCCCCCAAGUCCCCCAGCUUCCAGGCCCAGCCGCCGAAGCCCAGCGUGCAGACCUUGCCCGCGCUGCCCGCCGCGCCGGGCUCUCAGCCCUUCCUGCAGAAGAGGAGGCCCGGCCGAGGCCCAGGGACCAGUGGGGGAAAGCUAAAUCCACCCCCGGCACCCCCUGCGAGAUCACCCACCACGGAGCUUUCCAGCAAGAGCCAGCAGGCCCCAGCCUGGACCCCAACACAGCAGCCUGGAGGUCAGCUGCGGAACGGAAGCCUGCACAUCAUCGAUGACUUUGAGUCUAAGUUCACGUUCCAUUCUGUCGAAGACUUUCCUCCUCCAGAUGAAUAUAAACCGUGCCAGAAGAUUUACCCCAGCAAGAUCCCCAGAAGCCGUACACCUGGUCCCUGGCUCCACGCCGAGGUGGCCGGGCAGAGCUCCGAUGACAUCAAAGGCAGAAAUGCUCAGUUCUCUCUAAAGACACUCCGGUGAGAAGACAGAUGAGGCCAACAUCCUGUGAGCCACUUGGGGUUCCAUGUCGCGGGAUGGUCAUUCCCCGGAGAACAUGUCUGACCUCACCAUACUCAAGCUGUAAUUCAGUUGACAUACAGGCUCUGAAUGGAGCAUUUAUUUAUUGUAAAUACGUGGUUUUCACAGGCUUUAAAUCAAUAUUGUAGUUGACUUUUAUUUGAGUCAUUUUAAAAAAAAACCCAUGCACACCA